AGUUUCUCGGCAAGCUUCAUUCCCCGUCAACAAAAUAGAUACUCAAGUGCGCAGGUCGCAACCAGCUUAAGUUCUCUCUGGAUUUCUAGCAUAAAUCAACCGUGUACGCUCUUUCUGAUCGACACAAUUAACAUGUUUUAUACCGUUGCACCGAUACACACGCAUACACCCAAUAUGGCGUUUAAGCUUGGAAUCUCUUCGUCGACUGCUCAAGCAGGCGGACAGCCGGAGCCAACAACAGAGCCCCCCCAGCAAAUGAAAGGAAGUCCCACUUCAUCACAAUCGCAUUCAGAGUCAAGGUCAGAAUGCCAGGCGCAGCCACGGCCACCUCUCGAACGUACCCGUACGCUAUCUUUUUCUGAGCCGAUUCGCCCGUCCCGGUCAAAGGACCGGUCUGGUUCCACUAUUUCAUCCUAUUCUCCCCGUUCCCAGCCUGGUACACCGGAAAAUGAGCGCUCGGAUCGUCUUCCUGGACGUAAAACUCGCUCACCAUCACCCUACCCGAAGCCACAAGGCCCUCCUUCAGACGACGAGGACGAGGACGAAGACGAGGACGAUGAUGAGGACGAGAUAUCCGACAGGGACCGGAAAGCUCGCAGAUUCUUCACGACAUUGACAUCCAGGAUCAGAAGUAAAUAG
Periconia digitata is the source of this 639-nucleotide messenger RNA. NCBI's taxonomy places the organism in Eukaryota, Fungi, Ascomycota, Dothideomycetes, Pleosporales, Periconiaceae. The record is from the annotation of a GenBank genome assembly.